Messenger RNA from Heterotrigona itama, 3278 nucleotides. Lineage: Eukaryota; Metazoa; Arthropoda; Insecta; Hymenoptera; Apidae. The record is from the annotation of a GenBank genome assembly.
UUUCGAAAACGAUUUUGCGAUACUGGAGUUACAAAAGAUACGAACAGUGUUGUUUUUUUUUUUUCGAUUAUCUUUUGUAUCUUUGUUACAAAUUAACAAUUAGUUGUUAUUUCAAAUCAGCAUUUUUGAUAAGAAUUAUUUCGAUAAGUAUUAUCAUGAAAAAAAUAAAAUAAUACCCAUUUGCAGGAAGAUAUUUUUGUUGAAGAUCUACGGUAGAAUUCCAUUUAUUUGAACCAAAUUUUAGGUAAUACUCUGUCUCUCUCUCUCUGGUUGAACUUGUUUAUUUAAACUUAUUUAAACUCCUAUUACAUAAACUCCUAUUAUAUAAACUCCAAUUAUAUAAACUAUUUGUUUCUCGAUAAGUUCGUAUAAACGGAGUUCUGCUGUACUUAGUUAUGUCGUAAUACAAAGAAGUAUGAAACGAAGUUCACAAACGAGGGUUGAAUAGCUCUGCACUUCGCUGUGGAACGAAGAAUUAUCGAUAAUUAUAGGUGAUUGGCGAUAAUUCUCACGAAACGCCUUAUCUCCACGCAUAUACCGAUAAAUAUACUUAUCGGUGCUGAAAACUCGAAGUCUCACGCUGUCUGUUACCAUCAUUUACCAUCUCGUGAACUUCUCUGCUGUUUAAAUCAUUUAUUAUAUCAAUUUGGCACAGAUCAAACUAAGAACAGACGCACGUAAAGCUUCGAAAACAAACGCGAGCGUGACUUCAAGUAGCUAGCACCAAAGUUGCUGACAAACAUUCUACAGAUACGAAUCUACAUGAUAAAUACUAGAUUUAAUCCAUCAUGUGAUCAAGCAUUCAUAAUCCAAAUAGAUAACAAUAAUAAUGAUAAAAUUCGGCCUAACGCUUUUUAUGUAUUUCCAGAUGUGGUAUUCCAUUGUGGUUCGAAGUUUGGACAACUGCGAGUUAUUCUCUUCUUGUCCAAGGCGCAUCCCCAAGGACAGGAUCGUCGAAACACGGCACUUUUAUCGAUGCUUGAACAAUACCGGAUGAACCUCGAAUCUUGGAAUCAUUGACUCUUGGUAGUUUAAAGCUAAAGGAAGGCCACCGCUCGGAAAUUGAUAGUGAUUCUUCGCUACAUGCGAAGGACAAGCGACCGGAAGUGAAAAGGCUCGAUUGCCAUGGCGAGCCGAUUGUGGAAGAUAUUGUCCCGAAGACGGAUCGAUGACGACAUCAAGGACAACAACGAGCUAGCAAGGGUUUUGGGCUUGUUCGACCUGACGGCGCUUGGGGUCGGUUCAACCCUCGGCCUCGGUGUCUAUGUCCUCGCCGGCAGCAUCGCCAAAGAGACGGCUGGCCCGGCUGUCUGCAUCUCCUUCCUCAUUGCUGCCAUCGCUUCCGCAUUUGCCGGCAUGUGUUACGCAGAGUUUGCUUCUAGAGUUCCCAAGGCAGGAUCCGCGUAUGUUUACAGCUACGUGACAGUGGGAGAGUUCAUUGCAUUCAUUAUAGGAUGGAACUUAAUGUUGGAGUAUAUAAUUGGUACAGCAAGCGUCGCUCGAGGACUCAGCGGUUACUUGGAUGCUCUGAUUGGAGAUGUGAUGCGCAAGACGUUACAGGCCGUGAUGCCUAUAAAUAUCGAAUAUCUAUCAGAGUAUCCAGAUUUCUUCGCAUUUGGUCUGGUAAUGCUUCUUAUAAUCUUGCUCAGUGUGGGAGUGAAGGAAUCGUCAAUUUUAAAUAAUAUAUUCACUGUAAUAAACCUAACUACUAUCGUGAUAAUCAUAGUGGCAGGAUCCAUGAAAGCUGACCCGGCUAAUUGGAGGAUACCGGUAGAAGAUAUACACAACGCAACAAAUCCAGGAUCGGGAGGCUUUAUGCCCUUUGGCAUAAGCGGGGUGAUGAUCGGAGCGGCAAAAUGUUUUUUCGGUUUCGUCGGUUUCGAUGCUGUGGCAACUACCGGUGAAGAAGCUAAGAAUCCUCAACGCAAUAUACCCAUAGCCAUCGUUAUUUCCUUAAUUAUAAUCUUUACGGCUUAUUUUAGUAUCUCGACCGUGUUAACUAUGAUGUGGCCUUAUUACGAUCAGAACGUCGAUACACCGUUUCCAUAUGUUUUCGAUCAAAUUGGAUGGCCUACGGUUAAAUGGAUUGUUAAUAUUGGCGCGGCAUUUGCAUUGUGUACGAGCAUGCUUGGUGCGAUGUUCCCCUUGCCAAGGAUACUGUACGCAAUGGGCAGCGACGGAGUGAUUUUCAAGCAACUUGCAAUCGUAAAUCCAAGAACGAUGACACCUAUUUGGGGCACAGUGGUCUCCGGUCUACUUAUAGGAGUAAUGACACUUAUUUUUAAUCUUCAGCAACUGAUUGACAUGAUGUCUAUAGGGACGUUGUUGGCAUACACAAUAGUGGCGAUAUCCGUUCUAAUAUUGAGAUAUCAAGCGAAGGAGAAUAGAUCAAAUAUUCAUUCUGUAUCAGCAAUGAAUGAGUACAAAGUAACACCGGUCAAUAUUUUAAAACAAAUUAUUAAUUUACAGAAUCAGAAAGAGAUAACUGAGAUGUCAAAUAAAGUUGCAACAUACAGUAUCAUUAUAUUUAUCACCGGAAUUUUUAUUAAUUAUACUGAUACCACAGCAUUAGGCAGCAAUGUGAUAGAAUUAGUGAUAUUAAUCGUACUUGUAAACAUGUUGUUAUUAAUAAUGGUUAUUAUUGCAAGACAACCUACCCAAGAUAUUGACUUAGCAUUUAAGGUACCAUUAGUACCACUUCUUCCAUGUUGUAGUAUUUUCAUAAACUUUUAUUUGAUGUUGCAGUUGGAUGGUUUUACUUGGAUAAGAUUUGCUAUCUGGAUGUUUAUAGGUUUUUCUAUCUAUUUUUUUUAUGGCAUAUCUCACAGUGAACAAGGAAAAAGAGAUAAAAGAGAGGCUGAAAUGAUAAAACGAAAAUAUUCAGAUCAAAUUAGAAUCGUAACCAGAUUCUAAUAAUCUCGCUACAUGUGAUAUUUUUUUUAUAUAUAUUUAAAUAAAUAUUUGCUCUAAGAGAAAAACUUUAGCUAUUACACAUGUGACUAUUGUGACAAUUUUAAAAUAUAUUUUAAUAUUAGAUCAUUCAAUAUCAUUCAUUUUUUAAUAAGUAUAAAACAUUAGAAAUAGGAUAUCAUUCUAAUUGUACAGAUUAUUUUUACAUGUUAUUCUCAUAGAGCAAAACUUUAGAAUUAUUUCGUUGAAAAAACCUGAGAUAUUGUAUAAUAUAUAAGAUUUUAUGAAAACUUUUGUUUUCUUUUGUAUCUAUACACUAAAAUGUACUAACAUAAUGUACAUAUUUUAUUAUAUUAUUUAGAUACUGA